AUGUUCAAACUUUUAGCCAUUAUCUCUGUUAUCCUUAUUGCUUUUACCUUUGCCAACGCUGAAAUUACAAGUGUUGUUCAAACUGGCAAACAAAUUGUAGUAACUUAUACCCCAGGUACCAUUUCUUGGAUUGAACAAUCACUUGUCCUCCAAGGAGCCAAGACCAAUAUAAAGCCAUAUUGUACCAAUAAUGGUAGCAGUCCAGUCACUUGCACAUUGCCAUCUGUUCCAGCAUGUGAUUCUGUCCGUUUCUUGGGUUUCAGUGGAAUUGGCGGUCCAACCUUUGAUUUUGUCUUCCCAAUUCAAUGUACUGUUGUUGCUUAA
Cavenderia fasciculata is the source of this 324-nucleotide messenger RNA. RefSeq lists its product as uncharacterized. Bases 1 to 324 code for a protein of 107 amino acids. NCBI's taxonomy places the organism in Eukaryota, Evosea, Eumycetozoa, Acytosteliales, Cavenderiaceae. The transcript has 2 exons. The record is from RefSeq and is a predicted model, not a curated record.